Messenger RNA from Ruditapes philippinarum (Manila clam), 1359 nucleotides. RefSeq names its product beta-parvin-like. Gene Ontology annotation, molecular function: actin binding. The record is from RefSeq and is a predicted model, not a curated record. Bases 58 to 1161 code for a protein of 367 amino acids. Gene Ontology annotation, cellular component: actin cytoskeleton; focal adhesion; cytoplasm. Gene Ontology annotation, biological process: substrate adhesion-dependent cell spreading; establishment or maintenance of cell polarity; cell projection assembly. The transcript is spliced from 13 exons. NCBI's taxonomy places the organism in Eukaryota, Metazoa, Mollusca, Bivalvia, Venerida, Veneridae.
AGUCAUGUUAAUUGUAUUCAAAUCAUUAUCACGACGUGCUUUUCUUACAUCCGAAAAAUGGCUACUUCUCCAAAUACAACAUUAACUUCUCCUAAGAAGAAAGAUGAAUCAAUUCUUGAAAAGAUUGGAACCCUAGGAAGAAAGAAAAAGGUUAAAGAAGCUAUUGAGCUUCAAGAAGAAGGUAAAAAUGCGAUAGAAUCACCAACAAGUCCAACUACAGCAAAUGUUGGCCCAGAAGGGUACUUUCUUGAGGAAAAUGAAGAGAGGUCUAUGAUUGAGCCAACUUCAAGAGAUGAACCUAAAGUUAAAGAACUAAUUAAAUUGCUCCUGGAGUGGAUUAAUGAUGUUUUAGCAGACGACAGGAUUAUUGUCAAGGAUAUAGAAGAGGAUCUUUUCGAUGGGCAGAUUUUACAAAAAUUAAUUGAAAAGUUGGCUGGUAUAAAGGUAGAUGUAACUGAAGUUUCGCAAUCAGAGAUGGGACAGAAACAAAAACUACGCGUUAUUCUUGAUGUUAUAAAUAGAAUAUUAAAUCUGCCGCAACUUGGUGCCUGGACCCAGCAGAAAUGGAGUGUUGAUAGUGUUCAUUCAAAGAAUUUAGUUGCAAUUUUGCACCUCCUUGUGGCUUUGGCGAGACAUUUCCGUGCACCAAUCAGAUUGCCUGAAAAUGUUAAUGUAUAUCUGGUUGUCGUCCAGAAAAGAGAUGGUAUUCUGCAGCCAAGGCGUGUCGCUGAAGAAAUUACAGGGACAAAUGAAGAUGUCGGUGGAAAGUUUGAGCGAGAUGCCUUUGACACUUUGUUUGAUCAUGCACCAGACAAACUCAAUCUUGUGAAAAAGACACUGGUGACCUUUGUGAAUAAGCAACUUCUAAAGGUGAAUUUGGAAGUUUCAGACAUACAUACACAGUUUCAUGAUGGUGUGUACCUUGUUCUAUUGAUGGGACUACUAGAAGGUUAUUUUGUACCAUUACACAGUUUUCAUCUGACCCCUGAAGAGUUUGACCAGAAGGUACACAAUGUAGGUUUUGCCUUUGAAUUGAUGCAGGAUGCUGGACUUCCUAAACCAAAGGCUCGUGCUGAAGAUGUUGUUAACCUUGACCUGAAGUGCACUUUGAGAGUUCUUUACAACAUUUUCACUAAGUACAAGGACACACCAAUGCCGUAAAAGGUCAUGGAUGUAUGACAUUUCUAUGAAAGGUCAAGGUCAUGGAAUAAACAGUUCAGCAAAACGGAGAAUCUCCAAGAUGAAGAGAUCUUUAUUAUUAUACAAGUGCCAAUAUUAUCAUUAUUCGUUCAUAAUUGCAGUUAUUGUUUAAUUUUAGUUGUGUUUUUUUAAGGCAAUCAAAUUAAAAUGUAGAGCAAA